This is a messenger RNA of Fusarium sp. VM40, 591 nucleotides long. NCBI's taxonomy places the organism in Eukaryota, Fungi, Ascomycota, Sordariomycetes, Hypocreales, Nectriaceae. The record is from the annotation of a GenBank genome assembly.
AUGUCGAGCGAUCCCAACGAUCAACAGCAGGCGGCUGUGGCCGCUUCUGCUUCUUCUGCCACCCCUGCGUCGUCCGUAGGAGGCUCUGCUGAGCCGCCCAAGAUGAUCCCCAAGGGUGUGGUACUGGGUCCAGAUGGCAAGCCAUGCCGAAACUGCACAUCUUUUGCCGCAUGGGCUUCUCAGACAAAAAGCACUAUCAAACAGGACACCGCAGCAAAGGCUCAACCUACGGCAACGCAUGGACCUCCCUCCGAGUGCCCUCCAGAUGUCGAGGUGCUAGGCCGUAGCACGUGGACGCUGCUUCACUCUAUCGCAGCUCAGUACCCAGAGCAGCCUUCCACCGGCCAAAAGUCGGACCUCCUCAGCUUUGUUGGCCUGUUCUCAAAGCUAUACCCGUGCUGGGUCUGCGCAGAGGACUUCCAGGGCUAUCUCAAGCGCGAAGUGCCACAGGUCAACAGCCGAGAUGACUUCGGCAAGUGGCUGUGCGGUGCACACAACGACGUCAACCGCAAGCUUGGCAAACCUGAGUUCGACUGCUCCAGAUGGCAGGAGAGGUGGUGGACGGGCUGGAAGGAUGGGCGAUGCGAUUAA